Molecule: messenger RNA, 249 nt
Organism: Cylicocyclus nassatus
Lineage: Eukaryota; Metazoa; Nematoda; Chromadorea; Rhabditida; Strongylidae
Source: the annotation of a GenBank genome assembly
AUGCAGGCAGCGCUGGCCCCUGUUAUUUUGGAAACAGCCAGAUCUAGAGCGACAUCAACUUCAUCUCAAAUAGAAAAUGUUCUUUUGAAAAAAGAUGAGAUUUCUGAACAAGAUGACAACGCUGAUGAGGUUUUUCACAAUUUUCUCCUACCUUACGUAACUUCAUCAAGUUGGCAAGCUGGUGCACACUUUAUUGUCAUCCUAGUAGCUUCCUUAUUUUGUUGCAUUUUCGUCUGCAAUAUCAUCUAG